GCUGCUCAGAUCAUACAGUGAGAAAUCAUCCAUAUUCUACUCAAUUACUAAAGUACAAAGAGAUCCCACGCACACACGCACAACACACAGUGAGAAAUGGCAACUUUCCCAGUGGUUAACAUGGAGAAGCUCAACGGAGAAGAAAGGACUGCAACAAUGGCCGUAAUCAAAGAUGCCUGUGAAAACUGGGGUUUCUUUGAGCUGCUGAAUCAUGGAAUUGCUCCUGAGUUCUUGGACACUGUGGAGAGGCUGACGAAAGAGCACUACAGGAAAUGCAUGGAGCAACGGUUCAAGGAAAUGGUGGCGAGCAAGGGCCUGGAGGCUGUUCAGUCUGAGAUCAAUGAUUUGGACUGGGAAAGCACCUUCUUCUUGCGCCAUCUCCCUGUUUCCAAUAUCUCAGAAAUCCCUGAUCUUGAUGAAGAAUACAGGAAGGUUAUGAAGGAGUUUGCGGCCCAGCUGGAGAAACUGGCGGAGCAGCUCCUGGAUUUGCUCUGUGAGAAUCUUGGCCUUGAGAAAGGUUAUCUCAAGAAGGCAUUUUAUGGCUCCAAAGGCCCGACUUUUGGCACCAAAGUCAGCAACUACCCACCGUGCCCCAAGCCGGACCUGAUCAAGGGCCUCCGCGCCCACACAGAUGCAGGCGGCAUAAUCCUUCUCUUCCAGGAUGACAAGGUCAGCGGCCUCCAGCUCCUCAAAGACGGUGAAUGGGUCGACGUUCCGCCCAUGCGACACUCAAUCGUCGUCAACAUUGGUGACCAGCUUGAGGUGAUCACAAAUGGAAAGUACAAGAGCGUGAUGCACCGAGUGAUUGCCCAAACUGAUGGAACCAGGAUGUCAAUUGCUUCAUUCUACAAUCCGGGGAGUGAUGCGGUGAUCUAUCCAGCCCCAGCAUUGGUUGAGAAGGAAGAGAAGAAAGAUCUGUACCCGAAAUUCGUGUUCGAGGACUACAUGAAGCUCUAUGCUGGGCUCAAGUUCCAGGCCAAGGAGCCAAGAUUUGAAGCUUUUAAGACCAUGCAGAACUCUGCUAAUCUGGGACCAAUUGCAACUGCUUAAUUAUUACUGUUUUAGAGUAAAAUUAAGUGGUGAUUGUUAGAGUUUAAUAUGGUCUAAUUACUGUUGAUGUAAUUUAUGGCUGUUGAAAAGUCUAUCUGCUGGGUGUUAAAUAUGAAUGGUUUAGGGAGUUUGUCUGGCUUUGCGCUUGCUAGAUUACUGUCGUGUCCUGUAUUGGGUUUGAACGUCGAAGCGGAAUUCUGUAUGUUAAUUGACCAAAAGUUUCGAAUAAGAAAUCUCUUCAUUAAAUACAUUGUCAA
Messenger RNA from Sesamum indicum (sesame), 1307 nucleotides. Its product is annotated as 1-aminocyclopropane-1-carboxylate oxidase. The record is from RefSeq and is a predicted model, not a curated record. Lineage: Eukaryota; Viridiplantae; Streptophyta; Magnoliopsida; Lamiales; Pedaliaceae.